CCAUCAACUUGCAACGAACCCUGUUGACGCCUUGACAUCAAUUAUCGCUACUAACAAGACUGAAUGCAGGUUAUGCGAAAGAUCCAGAUGAACCAAAUCUCCUGAAAUUGAACAAAAAGCUGCUUCACCAAGGAUCCCAUCUCCUUGACUCCCCUCCCUCCGCUCAACUCAUCUCACACCAUCACCACUAUGGCUCCCACAAAUCCAUCCCAUACUCGUCCGAGAUCAAAUCCCCGGCCUGUAUUUUCACCACCAAGGCCAGGAAAGGGGAAAGAGAAAGGAGCGACCAAGAAAUCGUCUAUAUCUAGUUCAGCUAAAGCGACGAACGGUGUGAUAAAACAAUACAAGACCAAAGCCUCAACAAACGGCAGUGGGAGGAUGGGCGUACAGAGUAGGAAGGAGCAAUUAUCCAGGGAUGGUUCAGAAAAGUCACUCAACGGCAAGGACGGACGAUUAAAAUCCGGAAAGGGAUCAUCACGAAGGAUACUAGAAGAAGAGAACGAGGAUGAUGACGAGGGAGAAGACGACGAAGAAGACGACCAAAAUAACAGCGACGAUGCAAAUUCCUCCCAAGCCGACCCAUCGCCACCACAAACAACAUCUUCACCAGCAUCAUCUCCAUCAUCACGCGCCUCGUCGCCAGAACCAGACUACAUCCUAGCAGAAAUCACACACGGUGACGAUGGAGCCUCAAAAUCAACAUCAAAGUCAAAAACCAAUUCUCAGACCGGAUCAUCUGACUCGACAUCACCCAUUCCCCAGGGUCUGCUCCAUUUAAUGCUGAGACACAACUUCCAGAACCCCGAGUCCACGAGUCUGUCGUUGGAUGCACGGUUAUUGCUCAGCAAGUACUUCGAACUGUUUGUCCGGGAGGGUAUUAGAAGGUGUGCAGCGGAGAAGUCGGAUAGGUUUGGCGGAGCGGGAGGGAGUGGCGGCGGUGGUGAUGCAGGUUGGCUGGAAGUUGAGGAUUUAGAAAAGAUCGGGGUCCAGCUCUGUUUGGAUUUCUGA
This is a messenger RNA of Exophiala mesophila, 1008 nucleotides long. RefSeq lists its product as uncharacterized. Gene Ontology annotation, biological process: resolution of meiotic recombination intermediates; replication fork processing; kinetochore assembly. The record is from RefSeq and is a predicted model, not a curated record. Bases 190 to 1008 code for a protein of 272 amino acids. Gene Ontology annotation, cellular component: FANCM-MHF complex; Fanconi anaemia nuclear complex. The transcript has a single exon. Lineage: Eukaryota; Fungi; Ascomycota; Eurotiomycetes; Chaetothyriales; Herpotrichiellaceae.